Nycticebus coucang (slow loris) is the source of this 2888-nucleotide messenger RNA. RefSeq names its product pre-mRNA processing factor 39 (gene PRPF39). Gene Ontology annotation, cellular component: commitment complex; U2-type prespliceosome; U1 snRNP. The coding region runs from base 185 to 2188 and encodes 667 amino acids. Gene Ontology annotation, biological process: RNA processing; mRNA 5'-splice site recognition. Gene Ontology annotation, molecular function: protein binding. The transcript is spliced from 14 exons. The record is from RefSeq and is a predicted model, not a curated record. Lineage: Eukaryota; Metazoa; Chordata; Mammalia; Primates; Lorisidae.
GACUCAGGCGCAUGCGCGCGGGGCUUGCGACGAGGCUGCUGUGUCGCUUGUGGCGGCAGCUGCCGUGGCUGUGGGGACCGAGGCGGUGGAAGUGCCCUCUUCAGCUAGGUUGGCUCAGGCUUCGGCUCAUGGCAUCGAGCGGCAUCCAUCGUAAGAUCAUUAACUGAAGACAAAGUAAAUAGCUAUGCAAAAUUCUCACAUGGAUGAGUACAGAAAUUCUAGUAAUGGCAGCACAGGCACCGAUUCAGAGGUAGUGGUAGAACAUCCUCCUGAUUUCAGUACUGAGAUUAUGAAUGUUACAGAAAUGGAACAGUCACCUGAUGACUCUCCCAAUGUCAAUGCAUCUGCAGAAGAAAGUGAAAUGGCAAAUGCUGUGGACCUUCCAGUGACAGAAACAGAAGCAAAUUUUCCUCCAGAAUAUGAAAAAUUUUGGAAAACUGUAGAAAAUAAUCCUCAGGAUUUUACAGGCUGGGUGUAUUUACUUCAGUAUGUAGAACAGGAGAAUCACUUGAUGGCUGCCAGGAAGGCUUUUGACAAAUUUUUUGUACACUAUCCGUAUUGCUAUGGUUACUGGAAAAAGUAUGCAGAUCUUGAAAAGCGGCAUGACAACAUUAAACAAUCAGAUGAGGUUUAUCGGCGGGGGCUUCAGGCAAUACCUCUUAGUGUUGACCUUUGGAUACAUUACAUAAACUUCUUAAAGGAAACAUUGGACCCUAGUGAUCCUGAGACAAACAGUACAAUAAGAGGAACUUUUGAGCAUGCUGUUCUAGCUGCAGGAACAGAUUUUCGAUCUGACAGAUUGUGGGAAAUGUAUAUUAACUGGGAAAAUGAACAGGGAAACCUCAGAGAAGUUACAUCUGUAUACGAUCGUAUUCUUGGGAUUCCAACACAGCUGUAUAGUCAUCAUUUUCAGAGAUUUAAAGAACAUGUACAGAAUAACUUGCCUAGAGAUCUUUUAACUGGUGAACAGUUUAUUCAGCUGCGAAGGGAAUUAGCUUCUGUGAAUGGACAUAGUGGUGAUGAUGGUCCUCCUGGUGAUGAUCUCCCCUCAGGAAUUGAGGACAUAACGGAUCCAGCAAAGCUAAUUACAGAAAUAGAAAACAUGAGACAUAGAAUCAUUGAGAUUCAUCAAGAAAUGUUUAAUUAUAAUGAGCAUGAAGUUAGUAAAAGGUGGACAUUUGAAGAAGCUAUUAAAAGACCUUAUUUUCAUGUGAAACCAUUGGAAAAGGCACAGCUAAAAAACUGGAAAGAAUACUUAGAAUUUGAAAUCGAAAAUGGGACUCAUGAACGAGUUGUGGUUCUCUUUGAAAGAUGUGUCAUAUCAUGUGCCCUCUAUGAGGAGUUUUGGAUAAAGUAUGCCAAGUACAUGGAAAACCACAGCAUUGAAGGAGUGAGGCAUGUGUUCAGCAGAGCGUGUACUAUUCAUCUCCCAAAGAAACCCAUGGUGCAUAUGCUUUGGGCAGCUUUUGAGGAACAGCAGGGUAAUAUAAACGAAGCCAGGAAUAUCUUGAGAACAUUUGAAGAAUGUGUUCUAGGAUUGGCAAUGGUUCGUUUGCGAAGAGUAAGCUUAGAACGUCGGCAUGGAAAUAUGGAAGAAGCUGAACAUUUGCUCCAGGAUGCCAUUAAGAAUGCCAAAUCAAAUCAUGAGUCUUCGUUCUAUGCUGUCAAACUAGCCCGGCAUCUUUUCAAAAUACAAAAAAAUCUUCCAAAGUCAAGAAAGGUGCUUUUGGAAGCAAUUGAACGAGACAAAGAGAACACAAAGUUAUACCUCAAUUUACUUGAAAUGGAAUAUAGUGGUGACCUCAAACAAAAUGAAGAAAAUAUCCUAAAUUGUUUUGACAAAGCUGUACAUGGUUCAUUACCUAUUAAAAUGAGAAUAACAUUUUCUCAGAGAAAAGUGGAAUUUCUUGAAGAUUUUGGUUCAGAUGUUAAUAAGCUUCUGAAUGCUUAUGAUGAACAUCAAACACUCUUAAAAGAACAGGAUUCUUUAAAAAGGAAAGCAGAAAAUGGAUCAGAAGAACCAGAAGAAAAGAAAGCACACACAGAAGAUACAACUUCAGCAUCAACACAGAUGAUUGAUGGUGAUUUACAGGCCAAUCAAGCUGUAUAUAAUUACAGUGCCUGGUAUCAAUACAAUUACCAGAAUCCUUGGAAUUAUGGACAGUAUUAUCCUCCCCCUCCAACCUGAUGGGAAAAUGAAUAUUUCAUAUGGAAUAUAUGAAAUUAUUUUUUUUAAUGAGGGAUGUAAACAUAGCAUAACCUUGUUGUAUUUGAUAACUUGUCUUCCCUGUUUCUGUGUAACAUGAUUUGUUUAGUAAUAGGGGAAAAUGCAAGUAUUAGUUUACCACAGAUACUAUUUCCUACCAUUUAUAAAAUUUACUUUUUAUUGGAGAACUAUUUUUUUGAUUUUUCAUUACGUGGUCUAGAAUUCUUUUGCAAUGCAUUUGCAAGAGUUUUGUAGCCUUAAGGGUAGGAAAAAAAAAAAAAAACCUGACUGCAAAUCAUGUCAGUGUAGUACAAGAUUUUGAAAACACAUAAGGGCUGGUUAUUAAGGAUUUUACUUCACGUGGAAAAAAGAAAAAAAAAGAAAAAAAUGGAUUUGUAACCUUUGCUGACGAGGUUUUUGUCUGUGUUUCAGUUAUACUUGUGAAUUGUGAUCUAACUACAGAAAAGAUACACUAUUAAAAUACUAUGCUUUGGAAUAGAGAUUAUAUAAAUGAGAAAAUGGAAUGUUUGCAUCCCUUUAAAAAAUGAAAAUCAUAUCAAAAAUAUGUUGUUCCAGGAGACUUUGUAUUUAGAAUAUUCAUGUAAAACUUGUGAGCAAGCUUUCAUUUUGAUCAAACUGAUCAUCUUCAUUUUUGUAAUAAAAUUGAAGACUCAUCCAGUAA